Funneliformis mosseae is the source of this 150-nucleotide messenger RNA. The record is from the annotation of a GenBank genome assembly. Lineage: Eukaryota; Fungi; Glomeromycota; Glomeromycetes; Glomerales; Glomeraceae.
AUGUCUAUAUCUAAUUACAAUAUAAAUGAUAAAGAAAAUAAGGUAUCACAAUUAUGUGAUGCAGACAAGAAGCAAAAAGUGGCUGAAGAGGCUUAUGAGAUGUAUUUAGCAUAUGAUCAAAUAAGAAAAAUAAUAAGCGGCGUAAAGUAG